Monascus purpureus is the source of this 2058-nucleotide messenger RNA. Lineage: Eukaryota; Fungi; Ascomycota; Eurotiomycetes; Eurotiales; Aspergillaceae. The record is from the annotation of a GenBank genome assembly.
AUGACUACCUCUUUCGAAUCCGAGCUGGUCGAGAUGCCAAAGUCUCCAGCUUCUCCUACAUCUGACAAGGGAAGAGUCAGGAUCUCCGCGAGGUCUAUCAGAAGUAGCGCAGACCAUGAACGUCCGACGGAGCAAGAGAUGCAUACCCUUCGACGCGUCUCAGGCCAAGUUCCCUGGACAGCAUAUACAAUUGCCUUUGUUGAGCUGUGUGAGCGUUUCUCCUACUAUGGAACUACUGUUGUUUUUGUGAAUUUCAUCCAGCAGCCUCGUCCUGAACACUCCAAGACUGGUGCUGGUUUCUCGGGACAAUCUGGUGCUCUAGGAAUGGGACAGAGAAUGUCCACUGGACUGACCACCUUCAACACCUUCUGGUGCUAUUUAAUGCCCAUUCUGGGUGCCUGGGUGGCUGAUGAAUUCCUGGGACGUCUCAAAACCAUCCAGGGGUCUCUUUUCUUCGCUCUCGUGGGCCACGUCCUUAUACUAAUAUCUUCUCUACCCCCGGUGAUGGCCCAUCCCAGUGGUGCUCUGACAUGCUUCGCCAUUGGUCUCGUUAUCUUCGGUAUUGGUGUAGGAGGAUUCAAAUCGAACAUCGCUCCCUUAAUUGCUGAACAGUACAAGGAGACCCGGUUUUUCAUCAAAACGAUCCCCAAAACAGGAGAACGGGUCAUCGUAGACCCAGCUCAGACUAUUACCCGCAUCUUUCUCUACUUCUAUUUCGUCAUCAAUGUCGGCGCCCUUGUCGGCAGUAUUGCCAUGGUCUAUGCCGAGAAGUAUAUGGGUUUCUGGUUCGCGUAUAUGCUGCCGACUCUCAUGUUCCUGUUCUGUCCUGUCGUCCUGUUCAUCUGCAGGAAUAAGUACCAGGUAACGCCUCCAACGGGCUCUGUUGUGGGCAAUGCCGUCAGGCUCUGGGCCUUGGCUCUGGGAGCUGCUUGGUCGUGGAAUCCAGCUGAAUUAGUGCGGAAUUGCCGCUCUUCGUACUUCUGGGAAAGAGUGAAGCCCAGUCGAGUCCAGAAUAAGCCGCCAUGGAUGACCUUUGAUGAUCAGUGGGUUGAGGAAGUGCGCAGGGCUUUCAAAGCCUGCUCUGUCUUCCUCUGGUAUCCUGUCUACUUUCUGGCCUACGGACAAAUGACCAACAAUCUUACUUCGCAGGCGGCAACUCUGCGGCUGGACGGCAUCCCCAAUGAUAUUAUCUUGAACCUUGACCCGUUGGCGUUGUUGAUCUUGAUUCCAAUCAUGGACUACUUCAUCUACCCCGGAAUCCGCAAACUGGGAAUCAGGUUCACGCCGAUCAAGAGGAUUUUUACGGGAUUCAUGGUCGCUACACUCUCCAUGGCCUCAGCAACUGUGAUUCAGUAUUAUAUCUAUAGGAAGAGCCCGUGCGGUGACCACCCAAGCCAUUGUCCCAAACCGACUCCUAUCAGCGUCUGGGUUCAGGCUCUACCAUACGUGCUGGUUGCGUUUUCAGAGAUCUUCACCUCCAUCACGGGAUAUGAGUAUGCAUUUACCAAGGCGCCCAGGAACAUGAAGAGUUUAGUGCAAUCCCUUUACCUCUUCAUGAAUGCCAUCUCAGCCGCUUUCGGACAAGCCUUGACGCCCCUUUCAGCUGAUCCCCUUCUCAUCUGGAACUACGGAUUCGUCACCGUCCUCGCCUUUGUAGGCGGUGUACUAUUCUUCAUUACUAAUUACAACCUGGACAAACAGGAGGAUGUCCUGAAUAAUAUCGAGGCGUCGACUUAUCUUGGUCGUCGUCGUUCUAUGCGGAAGGAAGAUCCUGAGAGGUAAUUGAGCAAAAAAGAUGAACGAGUGGACGGAUGGAUCCGUUUCAUUCAUCUUUUUAUUUUUAUUAUUUUCUUUUUCUUGGCGCAUACAGAUACAGGUCUUAUUUGUGACUGGAGUUCAGGGAGUUCUCCAUGCUCUUCAUGUCCAACUCAACGGACAAUGGACGAUGGUUACACGGUUACUGGAUGGGCUUUCAUGUUGGGUGGAUUAUGAAUAACGAAUUAUGGAAAGGGAAGAAAUACUCCAUACAGUUGUGCUCUCCCUAUGAUUACAAAGGGA